This is a messenger RNA of Lolium rigidum, 3059 nucleotides long. RefSeq lists its product as uncharacterized. The transcript is spliced from 3 exons. Lineage: Eukaryota; Viridiplantae; Streptophyta; Magnoliopsida; Poales; Poaceae. The record is from RefSeq and is a predicted model, not a curated record. Bases 397 to 2844 code for a protein of 815 amino acids.
CCGACCAAACCAAGAAGACAAAGAGAAAAAAUCAAAGGAAAUUACACAAUCCGAGAGAGAGGAAAGCUAGGGUUUUCGCCAUGGCCGCCGCCCACCUCGAGCUCCUCCUCCACCCCUCCAAUCCCAAUCUCUCCUAGGGCAACGCGGAUUCCCGCAUCCGCGACAAAGGAGCCGCCUUUCCUUUCCGCCUGCUCCCUCUCUUCCAUCCCAGGGUUUCCUUUCCCCUUUCCCUUUCCGCCCUCGAAGCCGCCGCAUCGCAUCGCAUCCCGCCGCAGACCGACCGAGCAAGCAAGCGACCCGCUUUUGCCAUCAGGUAGGUGGUGAGAUUCGGAGGGAGGCGCUGGCGAUCGACCUCCGGGUGAGGGCCUCGGCGGCGGCGGCGGCGGCGGUCGGAUAAUGUGUAUACUGUGCGCCGUGCAACGGUGGUCGCGGCGCGUCGCCACCAUGCUGCCGUGGCUCGUCCUCCCGCUCAUCCUCCUCUGGGCGCUCUCCCAGCUCCUGCCCGCCGCCUACCGCUUCGAGGUCACCUCCCCGCGCCUCGCCUGCGUCUCCGUCCUCCUCCUCACCCUCUUCUGGUACGAGAUUCUCCUCCCACGCCUCUCGCUCUGGCGCGCACGCCGCUCGGCGCGCCUCCGCGAGGAGCGCCGCACCCACGCCCUGGAGCUCCAGAAGCUCCGCAAGACCGCCACACGCCGUUGCCGCAACUGCAACAAUCCCUACAGGGAUCAGAACCCCGGUGGUGGCAAGUUCAUGUGUUCCUACUGCGGCCAUGUAUCCAAGCGCCCUGUGCUUGACCUUGGCCCUGCAGGGAAGGUGCCGGCUGGGUGGCCUUGCAGCCAGGAUUGGGCCAAUGCUGUUGGCGACCCAGGUUACUGGCUUGACCUGCAGUGCUCCACCGACAACUCAUACUCUGGAUUCUCAUGGCGUCUCUUCUCAUGCUUUUGCGCGAGCAUGGCAUGGUUCUGGAAGAAAGUGUUUAGGUUUGGGUCAUCAGGGGAUAGCGGUGGUUUGAGCCGGGAUGGCAGAGUGCUGACAAAAGGAGGCGAGAAUGGAGCGAAUUCUGAGGAGAGCAGAGUCGACAAGGCGAAAAGGAAGGCUGAGGAGAAGAGGUUGGCUAGGCUGGAGAAGGAAAUGCUGGAGGAGGAGGAAAAGAAGCAGCGGGAAGAGAUGGCGAAAUUGGUGGAGGAGCGAAGAAAGCUGAGGGAUGAGAAAGCAGAGGCUGAAGAAAGAUCCAAAGGCGCUAGCCCCGUUGGGGAGAAGGAUGCUAGGAAGGAAGCAGAACGGAGGCGGCAGGAGAGAAAGAGGAAGGAAGACAAGGGAUCAAGCAAGAGCAAUUCAGAUUGCGAGGAUGUUGACAGAAGAGUAAGCAGAGACGGUGAGAUGAAGCGCGGCUCCGGUAGAAGGAAUGAGACAGACAGGCGGGAUGCAACAAGAGGUUGGACAGAGGGAUAUAAACCCCAUAACUCUGAAGCUAACAGUCCGGGUAGUAAGAUAGUACAAAACAGGACAAAGUACUUUGGCCGAAUGGCUGGAGGUUUCGGCGGUGGUUCCUUUUUUGGUAGAAGUGCUCAGGCCCCUGUCCCUCAAGCUAACAAGGUGACUAAACCGCUUGUUACUGCAACUGAACAGAGUAAUGCAGUCAAAAGAGAUACCCAAUCUGCAGCAACACCAGCAAUGGUCAAAUCUGCUCCAGCCGGAGAAACUAAAAAUUCGUGGACUAAUCUUCAUCAACCUGUUAGUACAAAUAUGCAGGGACAUCCAACAGGCGUUAAAAAGUCAUGGCAUCAGCUGUUUAGUCGCUCAGCAUCAGUUUCCCCUUACCCCACUGUUACUGCUUCAGCUCGCGAAAUGAACUUGCUGCCUGAACCAAAUGGAGCACAAAUAAAUAGUGCUCAAAAUUUUCUGGCUCAGUAUCCUCCUCUGGACAGCAAGUUAAGCCAAUCCAUGCACUCUACAGGGUUUCUGCCAGUGAAUGGAGAACCUGCUAACAUUCCACUAUCUCAUUCCCCAGCUGGACACUUGCCCUUCUUUAAAGAGGCCGAAGCAGCAUUACUGGAAGAACCAGAGCAAUUUGAGGAUCCAUGCUAUGAUCCUGAUGCCAUCGCAUUGCUUGGGCCAGUUUCAGAGUCUCUUGACAACUUUCCUCCAGACUGGGAUAGUAGGUUCGUCUUGAAUGAUAUCCCUAAAGAACCACAUGUUAGGAACCCCAUGCCUUCACCAAUUGAGUGUCCUCUAUCACGAUUACGGACUGUUGAAGAAAAUCCUAUCAAAUCCUCACAUUUCUCAACUGCAAAAGGGCAUAAUGGUUCCGUGUCAACUGAGGCUACCAAUGAGCAAGGCACAUGGCAGAUGUGGAGCACACCAUUGGUUCAGGACAGUUUAGGCCUGCGAGGUCCUCAGGCACAGUGGUUUCUACCAAAUACGAAUCAACCCAACCAUGGUACAAAUCAACUUAACCAUGGUGUCAAUCGAUUGGGUGGUGGAACAAGAAGCCCCCUUGGUGCUGGUUUGGAUGACAAUGGUUUAUGGCUGCAGAGAUCACCCUUCCAGCAAUUGCCCCUUGAUACAGAGAGUCUGUUCCUUUCACACAACGUGUCAGAAAAUGCUAUACACAAUGACUUUGGUUUUGGAUCUCCAAACAAAGCAGCCCGUGUGCACCCCUUUGGGUCACCUGAUCCUGGUCAUUCUUGGUCCAAUGAGGAACUGGUGCUGAAUGGACCCCAGGUACCUGGCCAAAUCUGUUCACCGACUGGAGUGCAUACUGGUUUGUUUCCAACUAGUCCCGAUGUACAAUCAGUUUGGUCGUUCGAUAAGAAAAGAGACAACAUAGAAGUUAUAAAAUGAUACGCCUGAAGCAAGGCUCCCUCCUUCCAAUUAGGGAGUUGCGGAGAUAUCUUGGACUGUAUUAUUCCCUUAUGCUAAAAAGAAACAUGGCCAUCUUAUUUAGUAAAUCACUCACCUCUUAACAUUAUGCCCAUGCAUCAAUGUCGGGCUUCUCACCUGACGCUCUUGUUUGGUUCAUAUUUUUGGUGGAUUAAAUACAAUGUGGUUCGGGAUCU